AUGCAACCUGACUCCACUGUCGACGAUCUAAUGGACUCCACAAAGGCGACAGCUGACAGCGGUGCGGCUAUCUUUCUGAGCCCUGUGCCUAGCGAUAAUCCCGCAGACUCUUUGAACUGGAGCACGCGACGAAAAUGGUGCAUCAUGAUAUUACUUGGCUUUGCGACGGGUGCAGCACUGUCCGUGGAAAACUUCCUUACCAAUCUGACCCCAGAACUAUACCGCAAAUUCCCUGACGAGCCGAAAUCGGCUAUUCAUCGGCUACUCAAUGUGAUUGUUCCCAUGGUCGGUCCUGGGGCCCUGAUAUUUGUACCUCUGGGAGUCGUCUAUGGCAGAAGGCUAUCGCUACUACUUUCACUGCUCGUUCUAUUAGCCUCAACAUUGUGGGCUGGACUCACGACUUCGUUCGGCUCGCUCUAUGCCGCUCGUAUCAUCCAGGGACUUGCCUGUGGUCCGACAGACGCAUUGUUUCUGACUGUUAUUCAAGACUGUACCUUUAUCCACGAGCGUGGUGGAAUGCUAGGUGCUGUCGUGAUGCUUCAAUUGGCCUUACAGGCUGGACUGUCCAUUAUAGUGACCUACGUGUCCAUCCAUGUCAGUUUCAAGUGGACUUUUAUCCUGUAUGCUUGCAUCAUCGCGGUUUGUAUAGUUUGGAUGUUUUUCUUUAUGCCUGAAACCAGCCGAAGCAAAUUUGAGCAGGAAAGCCUGACCCCAAUCACGAUAUCCGAGUUCCAGCAAUCCCGACAACUUAUGCGUAAAAUGACAUGGAAAGAGUCUCUCGCUGUUUGGUCAGGUCACUCUCAGCGGGCCAAUGAGACUUUCUUACACAUCUUCCAACAGAUUUUGCUGGCUCUAACCUCCACAGUCUACUGGUGGUGUAUUCUGAUGACAACAAUUACCACGGGCGCCAAUGUGGCUUUGAUCAAUUUGUCGGUUUUUCCAGCCGCAUUCUUGAACUGGCUUAUUACCGGUUGGGCAUCUGACAAGCUUGUCCUGCGGUUUGUUCGCGGCAAUACCGAGGCAAUUCUUCCAGAAUACCGCCUAAUCCCACUUGUCUUCCCUGUGAUAUGCGCAAUUAUCGGUCACAUCGCCUUUGGCUGUCUAGCGCAACACUACUUGGUCACCAACCCAGGGGGACCACAGGUGCAUUGGUUUGCCUUAGUAGUAAUCAGCUGCUUACAGUAUAUUGGGUUUGGCGGGGUGCUCGAGGUCGUCCUCACGUUCUUGGGUGCCACUGCUGAUCCCAAUCAGUCGCUCGCCAUUAUGACCGCUGUUACGGUUAUCCGUGAUAUUGCAGCAUUUGGGAUUAGUUACGGGACUUACGACUUUUCUGUCAAGGUGGGAUAUGCGGCGAGCUUUGGAAUCUAUGCCAUGUUAAUAGGAGUUAUCGCUUUUGGGGCAAUUCCAAUCUUUCUGUUCGGAGUGAGGCCUAGAGUCUCAGCCUCCUGA
Molecule: messenger RNA, 1449 nt
Organism: Penicillium odoratum
Lineage: Eukaryota; Fungi; Ascomycota; Eurotiomycetes; Eurotiales; Aspergillaceae
Exons: 3
Coding region: 1-1449 (482 amino acids)
Biological process (GO): transmembrane transport
Molecular function (GO): transmembrane transporter activity
Source: RefSeq, a predicted model, not a curated record